AUAUCAAGUUAGAGAAAAAAUAUCAAUCACGAGAAGAGCAGAUUCUCUGUAAUUCACAGGAACGUGAGCAGUAAGCGAGAGUAUGCUGCGUGAGUACGUAAAGUAAACCAAAGCCCAAGGUUAAAGGUUUCGAUCGAAGUCAAUUGUUCGAACUCCAAGGUUUCAGUCACUGCAAGAGAGCUCUGAGGAUCUGCUUCAUCGCGCAGCACAGAACAAUCGGAAUUCGGCCAUGAACUGUCUUCAAAACCUUUCACUAUCAUCUACUUUGCCUCUGCGAAGCUUCAAAUGCCGGAAGAUAAAGCCUGAAUUCCAGCUCUGCAAACUGGUAAUGAGGAAUUUUACCGAUCUACAUCGCCGUUCUCUUGUGAAGGCAGUACCUGGCUCUACAUCAAAUGCCGAAAUGAGUGGCGCUGAGGUGAAUGAUGCUGAGGAAAAGGAGGAAAAAUCUGAGAUAUAUAGUCAUAACAUGACAGAAGCCAUGGGUGCUGUAUUGACAUAUAGACAUGAGCUGGGAAUGAACUACAACUUCAUUCGUCCAGAUUUAAUUGUAGGAUCAUGCCUACAGACUCCAGAAGAUGUUGACAAGCUUCGCAGCAUUGGAGUAAGAACAAUUUUCUGCCUGCAGCAAGAUCCAGAUUUGGAAUAUUUUGGAGUUGACAUUGGUGCCAUAAUAGCAUAUUCAAAGACGUAUGAUGAUAUUGAACAUUUGCGUGCUCAAAUAAGGGAUUUUGAUGCACACGAUCUACGGCUAAGAUUACCAGCUGUUGUAAGCAAAUUACAUAAAGCCAUUAACCGAAAUGGUGGAGUGACUUAUAUACAUUGCACUGCUGGACUUGGAAGAGCUCCUGCUGUUGCGAUGGCAUAUAUGUUCUGGGUUCAAGGCUACGGACUCCAUGAGGCUAUAGAACUACUGCUGAGCAAACGCUCAUGCUUCCCCAAAAUAGAUGCUAUUAAAAGUGCAACUGCUGAUAUUCUUUCAGGAUUUCGAAAGAAGCUUGUCACUUUAUCGUGGAAAAAUGACCAAUGCUCAACUGUAGAAGUAUCUGGACUUGACAUUGGAUGGGGCCAGAGGAUUCCAUUAAAAUUCAACGAGGAACGAGGUGCAUGGAUUCUCAACAGAGAACUGCCGGAAGGGCGAUAUGAAUACAAGUACAUCAUUGAUGGUGUAUGGACAUGCAAUGAAGCUGAGCUCGUCACUCCUCCCAACCAAGAUGGCCACGUCAACAAUUUCAUUCAAGUUGUUGAUGAUGAUCCAAGCAGUGAAAGAGCAAUUCUUCGGGGGAGGUUAAAUGGAGAUGAACCAGAGCUCACGGCCGAAGAAAGAAGCAAAAUAAGACAAUUUCUUGAAGCUUAUCCAGAUGAAAAUUGAAUCAAGGUAUGUUGCUUUGCAAGUGUCAUCUAUAUUAUAUAAUAUAUAUAUAUAUAUUUUGUCAACAAAAAAGAAUAUAUAUAUAUAUAUAUAUAUAUAUUCACACAUUAUUCUGAAAAAAGUGUUAAAGAGGACAUUAUCUGUAAUACAGUAUAAAUAAAUACUAAGAAAUAAAAUAGAUCGGAUACUGUUGCACGAUCACUGUGAUUCACAUUCACCAAAA
This is a messenger RNA of Momordica charantia (bitter melon), 1592 nucleotides long. It is a transcript of the gene SEX4, whose product is annotated as dual specificity protein phosphatase (DsPTP1) family protein. NCBI's taxonomy places the organism in Eukaryota, Viridiplantae, Streptophyta, Magnoliopsida, Cucurbitales, Cucurbitaceae. Gene Ontology annotation, molecular function: starch binding; carbohydrate phosphatase activity. Gene Ontology annotation, biological process: protein dephosphorylation; starch catabolic process. Gene Ontology annotation, cellular component: chloroplast. The record is from RefSeq and is a predicted model, not a curated record.